Molecule: messenger RNA, 2834 nt
Organism: Actinia tenebrosa (Australian red waratah sea anemone)
Lineage: Eukaryota; Metazoa; Cnidaria; Anthozoa; Actiniaria; Actiniidae
Product: sialate O-acetylesterase
Biological process (GO): carbohydrate metabolic process
Molecular function (GO): sialate O-acetylesterase activity
Source: RefSeq, a predicted model, not a curated record
GCUCCUUGGUUCUUUACAGAAGUCACGAGGACUUCACCUGAAACUUUUAAAAGAACUUUUCCAUUCAUCUUCAAAAUUCUCAUCCUGACUCGGGCUUACCUCUAUACGCCGCAAAAAUUCACGGGAAAUAUAGUCCCCGAAGUAAGCAAGAUGAACGGUGUUUUUGUAUUUUUCGUUGUAGUUGUUGCUGUUUUCCAUGGCGUCAAGUCAAAGCCAGUUGUAGAGGAAGAUGCCCAGGCGUUUCGUUUUGCCAACAUUUACGGAGAUCACAUGGUUCUGCAGAAAGCUCCAAACCAUGCAGUCGUUUGGGGCUUUGGGGAAGUUGGUCAGCAAGUUAAAGUUGAACUAUCUGGCAAGGUGUACGAGACACAAAUUACUCCAGGUCCCCAGGGAGCUGGUGUAUGGAGAGUAACUUUAGACGUUCAGAAGGCCGGAGGUCCAUUCACAAUUACUGCUUCAUCUAUAGUCAAUAGCACAGUUCAAAAUGCAAAUUUGAAAGAUGUCUAUUUUGGGGAUAUUUGGGUGUGUAGUGGUCAGAGUAACAUGCAAUUCUCUGUAUCUCAGGCUGUCAAUCUUACAGAAGCUGCAAAAGAAGCAGACAACUAUCCUGAGAUAAGACUCUUCACUGCCUACCAAGUUCAGUCAGAUACCCCACUCUAUGAAUUGAGUGUUGUUCAACAACCAUGGUCAGUUGCAUCAUCAGCCUCUGUCAACGGAGGAGCUUGGAAAUACUUCUCAGCUGUUUGCUGGUUCUUUGCAAAGAACCUGUAUGACCGUUAUAAAUAUCCCCUCGGCAUGAUUGCAACUGACUGGGGUGGCACAGCUAUAGAAGUAUGGUCAUCCUCAGAUGCCCUUGCAACAUGUAAUAUAACAGAAGAAGCACUGCAGCACCAAGAAAGGUUCCUUGCCCCCGAAGAAGAGAUUUUUGCCCCAACACCAUCCAAGCCAUCUGUACUGUACAACGCAAUGAUUCAUCCCUUAUUAAACAUGACCAUAUAUGGAGCCAUAUGGUACCAGGGCGAGGCUAAUGCUUAUGCCCCUGACACCUAUAACUGUACCUUUCCCGCCAUGAUUGAUGACUGGCGGCAGAAGUGGUAUGACGGCACUGAUGGCUACACUGAUCCACAGUUUCCCUUCGGAUUUGUCCAGCUGUCGAGUUACGGCACCGACCCUAAAUUCAUCGGUGGAUUUCCCGUCAURCGCUGGGCUCAGACAGCCAAUUACGGCUAUGUGCCUAACUCGCGCAUGGGCAAUGUGUUCAUGGCAGUAUCAAUGGAUUUGGGUAACGCGUCAUCCCCCUGGGGUAGCAUUCACCCCAACGACAAACAAGAUGUCGGAUAUCGUUUGGCUUUAUCUGGUCGUGCCAUUGCGUACUCGGAUCCCGUAUACCAUACGGGUCCCCUACCGGUCAGAGUGUCUGCCAAUUAUAGCCCCAUGGAAGGCUGGAUGGUCGAUGUUUUGUACACCGAAGUUGGACAGGAUGGUAUUGAUAUUAGAUCGAGAAAUGGCUUCGAGUAUUACUGUGAAUCUCCCAGUGCGGCUACGUGGGUCGAUGCGCAGAUCAUCAGCAGUUCAUUCUACAAGGUCAGCUUGUUUGGCAUGUGUCCGGCAGGGACUGGGGACGUGGCGGGAAUUCGCUACGCRUGGCGUCAAGAUCCUUGUCCAUUUAAGGGAUGUGCGGUGUACAGCAAAGCUGAGGGACUUCCAGCUGGGCCUUUUGUAAAAUAUGCUCCAUUCUAAGAAUUGCUUGAAAAAAAGUCAAACAAAAAAUACAAAUUAAACAAAAGUGACUCAAUUUUAUAAAUGAAGGAAUUAAUAGAUAGCUUUUUCAUGAUUUCUAUUGAUUUUCCAGCUAACGCCCAAAUUUUAUCGGUCUCACAAACACUCUUUAGUCUUUAGCCUGAUCCAAGUCAAAGCAUGGCUAAGUUACAGGUUGAAUGAGAAUUUAGCGUGUUGGGCUUUGCGGCGAGAGGAAAGCCGGGUAACGCAGAGAAAAACGAACGAACUCAACUCUCAUGUGGAACUGAGUCCAGGCCAACAGGAGACCACAGAUGCCACAGAUGUGAGAGAAGAAAGUGGUACCAUUACGUCACCCUUGAUUCCUAUGUCAAUUGCUGGACAUUUUCUUUUCCGAGAUUUGAAACCAAACUGAGAGCAAAUUCCUGUAUCACAAAGGGUCACUAAGGGAAGGUACUUAUUUUAUGGUGGGGGAGGGAGGGGGUAGCUUGGGCUUCAGAGGGGAGGGCCAUCAGUAUUAAUUUGAAGGGUCACCGUGCAGCCCUUUAAUUUUGACGAAAGUCGUUUUCUUGCAGGACCGUAGCCACUAAUAAACAAGGCAAUGCAAGUGAGGCAGUUUCCUCUGUAAAAUGUCUCAAAUUCCUCUCAAAACUCUAAAAAUCGCAUUUUCGAGGGUCUCCAUUUCAAAAUUUUCUGGAGGCGUAUGCCGUUGAACUUCAUUAGUUUCCCCUUCCUUCGCUAUUCCUUUGCCUCGGUAGACUAUUCGAUCUGGAUACGGCCCUGCCUCGUUACCAACUUCAUUUUCAUAAAGUUUACUGUGAAUCCCCCACUCCUCCACCUAAUAAAAGAACGUACCUUUCCUGCUUGACUUCACUCAGGAACACUACUAAGGCUCAGGUCAAACGUCGUACUUCACAUGAGCCGAACCCAAUGACAUCCAAGAAGACCGCCUUGUUAUCCAUCAAUUUAAUUAGGUUUGGCAUGUGAAGUUCGACGUUUGACCUUAGCCUAAUAAAACUAAUUCGAGAUGAACAUUUCUUUAUUGCAUGUGUCAAUAUUCCUCUUUCGAAUAAAAUGAGUACUUUUAUAAAAUAAAA